This is a messenger RNA of Clarias gariepinus (North African catfish), 759 nucleotides long. RefSeq names its product axonemal dynein light intermediate polypeptide 1-like. Gene Ontology annotation, molecular function: dynein heavy chain binding. The transcript has a single exon. Gene Ontology annotation, cellular component: filopodium; axoneme. NCBI's taxonomy places the organism in Eukaryota, Metazoa, Chordata, Actinopteri, Siluriformes, Clariidae. The record is from RefSeq and is a predicted model, not a curated record. The coding region runs from base 1 to 759 and encodes 252 amino acids.
AUGAUUGCUCCCACUGAGACGUUGCUGAAGUAUGACAACCCGGUACUGGUGUCCAAAUACACAGAGAAGAACAUACCGAAGGUGCUGCCGGUAAAGGCAGGUCCCUCACAGACUGCCUUCUCUGCUCCAAGUCCACCUCCGCGCAAACUCAAAAGCCCCACCACUGAUGCCCCUGAACAGCAGACAGAAGAGAUUCUUGAUGCCAUCAUACCGCCGAGGGUAUGGACGGAGAAUAAUAAACUGUGGGUACAGCGUGUGUCCAGCAUGCCAAGCACCCGAGCCGACGUCAUUCACCUGCAAGAGGAACUGGAUCUCAAACUGAGGCAGGAACAGGCCAGAGACACGGGCAUCUGCCCUGCCCGCAGAGAGCUCUACACACAGUGCUUCGACGAGCUGAUUAGACAAAUUACCAUCAACUGUGCUGAGAGAGGAGUGCUGCUUUUAAAAAUAAGAGAUGAGAUCCGCAUGACCCUCGCUGCCCAUCAGACCCUAUACGAGAGUAGUGUGGCCUACGGCCUGAGGAAAGCUCUGCAGGCCGAGAGGGACAAGGAGGACAUGGAUAAAAAGAUUGCAGACUUGGAGAAUGAGACCAGGGAACUGCAGAGACAGGUCGACGACCUGAACUCGCAAUGUGAGGAGAUUGAAAUAAGAGAAAAUGAACGGCGAAUGUUGGAAGAGAAGAAACACACUGAGGAGAUUCAGGCUCUCCAGCAAACCAACAAGAACCUGAAGGACCAGUUGUAUGCCGUUAUUAAAUGA